Molecule: messenger RNA, 3914 nt
Organism: Neogale vison (American mink)
Lineage: Eukaryota; Metazoa; Chordata; Mammalia; Carnivora; Mustelidae
Gene: ZNF839
Product: zinc finger protein 839
Exons: 8
Coding region: 1413-3788 (791 amino acids)
Source: RefSeq, a predicted model, not a curated record
GGACCCCUCCCGCUUCGCAGCGCUGCUCGGGGCGCCUCGGUGCUCCCGGGCUCCUCUCUCGGGCCUUUGUCAUUCAUCCCGCGUUUGCUGAGCACUCGCUGUGUUCCCGGCACUGCCCUAGGUGCAGCAGGUGCAGCCUUGAACACGGCCCUUGAAGGACAUAAGCAACGUUCUGGGAGUGACCAGGGGGCUGCUUUAGAGUGAGGAGUCCUUAGGCCCGACACGGCAGCUGAGACCUGAAUGCCCUGAAACGAACCAGCCUGCGGAGCUUUUCCGGUGGAAGGUGUGGCCCGCGCCAACGCAGGGGCCUGGGACAGAGUUAAUCACACUCUCUUAGUUCUAAGUCCUCUGGUGCAGGACUUACCAGCCUGAGUGGCCCUGCCCAGCACAGUGCCGACAUAGACUUAAUGAACGAAACACAUUGAAAGCACUCCUUAUACUACAAAACAUUUCUCAGUGUUAAUUAUUUCGUGGGUCACACAGCUCUUGGCUACUAGGGAAGUUGGAACUAGGGUAUGGUCUUCCAAGCCCAGAGGGUCCCGUGUAGCUCCUGAAGCCAGAGGUCCUUCACAUCCUCUGUAAAGCCACAUCCCCUUUCAGAGCUGGGGUUGCAAAUGACACUGGCAAGUCUCACCCCAAAGUUGCUGGAGAGAAGCUGCUUCCACUGGAAGAAAAAGAUGGAGAAUAGAAUCGACAGUGUUCCUUGUUGUCAUUGUUGUUAUGAACAGUCUUCAUUGUUUUUUUAUUGUUUUUUCCACGGAGUGAUUUUGGCUGCUUAGAGUUGUACCCACCUGGUGAUCAAGACUGGGACCGCUGUCUUGCUAAAGUUGGAGAAGACAGCUAUGAUUCUGUCUGAACCAUUUCCUAGUGGUGUGACCUUGAGUAACCCAACCUCUCUGGGCUUUGCUUCCUUUAUUUGCAGGAGGGACGGGUUAUUGGACAAGCCUCAUAGCUCAUACUCUGCUGAAGAAACAAAGGUCUCAUGCAUAGGGGGCGCACAGCAAGUCUGGAGUCAGGAGGGUGACAGCGGCUGCUGUUUGCAGAGCCUCUGCUCCAUGCGUGGCACUGUGCCAGUCCGCGUCUCAGCAGGCUCAUGAACGUGUUUGUAUCAGCGUUUUACAGGGGGGUUGAGUGACUUUGCCCAGGUCUCCUAAGGUGUGGCUGCCCUCCACCUGUUGAAUGUGACCCCGGCUUUUUGGGUUUGGUCCACAAAACCUAAGCAGAAUGCAGCAGCAUGCUGGUAUUCCGUAGCUGAUCUCAUUGGGAUGGCGUAAAUUCUCCCUGGCUUCGCAACAGCGUAAUUUUGCUGUCUGGUCACCUGAGAUACCCUUUGAGCCCCCGCUCUUCCUUGGGAAGCCAGGAAAGCAAAGCAGCAACUGGAAGCCAUUUGUGUCAAGGUCACAUCUGCAGAAAUGAAAGAUCAGGAAAGGCCAGUGCCCCCACUGGCCACCAUCCAGCCCAAGCCAGCCCUGAGCCAGCUGCCCGCCAGGACUUCCAGGGUGCUGGGGCUCCGGCCGCAGCCCCUCCUGAGCACCGGGCCCCGGCCGCGCUUCUUGAGCAGCUCGCUUCCCGUUCAGCUGUUGGCGCAGGGGCCCCUGCCGGCCCUCCAGCCCCCGGCUGCCAGUGGACGGGGUGCCACGCCGUCCCCUUCGCCGGCCCCUGACCCUCCGGCGCUCGCGUCUGUGUCACCCAGCCCAGCGAAUUUCUUUCUUUCCGGCUUGCCCACAGAACACACCGAGAAACUCAAGAAGUCCUUAAAAGUGAAAACACGUUCUGGGCGGAUAUCUCGACCUCCCAAGUAUAAAGCUAAAGAUUAUAAAUUCAUAAAAACGGAGGAUUUGGCCGACGGGCACCUGUCCGAUUCUGACGACUAUUCCGAACUGAGUGUGGAAGACGAUGACGAGCAGAGGGAAAAGCAGGUGCUCUUCGACCUGUCCGGCUGCUCCCUGAGGCCCAAGGCUUUCAAGUGUCAGACGUGUGAGAAGUCCUACAUCGGAAAGGGGGGCCUGGCCCGGCAUCUGAAACUGAACCCAAGCCACGGCCGGUUGGAGCCUGAGGUGAUGCUGUCUGAGAAAGCCAAUGGGAGCGUGACUCGAGGCAGGACCGCUGGCCUGAUGUCACCGGAGCCGUCCACACCAGCCCUUCGAAGCGAGGAAGGGGCCCAGUCUCCAGGGGCUGGCCCGCAGAAUAGCCAGUCUCUAGAAGUUGAAGAGGCCUUGGUGUCUGAACCAGAAAACGGAAGUUACUCAGCCCUUCUGGGAUCCGAGACACACCCAGACCCCAGAAGUGACUUGUCCGUGGCCCUGACGGAGGCCAGCACAGCCAUCGUCGGGCGAAGCAGAGCGGCUCACCCAGCCAGGGGUGCCCGUGCAGCGGGGGUACAGAGCGCUUCAAGAGCCCGAGCUGGGCUCAAGGAGUUUCUGCACCAGUGUGACCGGGACGCGCUGGUAGAGUUGGCGCUGCCGCAGCUGGCCCAGGCCGUGAGCGUGUACGAGUUUCUGCUGAUGAAGGUUGAAACAGGUCAUCUAGCAAAACCUUUGUUCCCAGCUGUGUAUAAGGAAUUUGAAGAGUUGCAUAAAAUGGUUAAGAAGAUGUGUCAAGACUACCUCAGUGGUGCUGGUCUGUGUUCCCGGGAGCCUCUGGAAAUAAGCAACAGUAAGGUGGCCGAGUCUUUGGGACUCACUGAGUUCCUGAGGAAACAGGAGGCACACGUGCGGUGCGGGGAGCCGGGCCUGGCCGAAGCGGAGGACGGCCACCAGCAGAAGCGGGGACAUGAGACUGCAGAGGAGGGACUGGCCUGGGCGAAGAGGACCAGAAGAGAAGCCCCGGCCCCGGCCCCGGCCAGCCCAGAGCCUCCCGCCGACCGCGGAGGCCCGCAGAAGCCCCCCGCCUGCGCCCCGGCCACCAGCAAGGGUUGUGCCCCUCACGUAAGUGGGAGCGGCUCUUACGACUCAGCGGAAAGCCACACGACGCUGGUUUCCAAGAGUGACAGAAGCGUGUUGCCUGCAGACGAGCAGCUCAAAGCCCUUGCUGACUUAGAGGCCAAGAGUGGGUCCGCAGCUCCUGUUCUCUCGCAUCAGCACGUCCGCGGGCCGAGUCUUUGUCCUCCGUUAGAAGAGCCCAGGACUCAGACGCAGGGACAGGUGGCAGCAUUCCCUGAAGAGAAUAUUCCGGAACACUCUGUAGCCUGGAAGGUGGGGGACAGCCUCAGGCCCCGGGCUCUCUGCGGCACCUUGACGCCCACUGGAGGAGCAGACUCCCUGCCGCCUUCUGGGUCUGGAAGCCUCGAGAUGCAGGACUCCCCCCAGAGAGGCCAGCGGUCCAGCCCUAGCCACGUCCUGCUUAUGGAGGACACAGGCCCUCCACCGGCGAGGGUUCUGUCUGUGGACACGGUGCCAGCUGACUGUGCCCACAGGACUGUGCGGGAGCGGGGGCUGGGCCAGGCGGGGUCACCGUCCUCUGACGGGGGUCAGGGAAGUCAGGCAGGGGAUUCGCACCCCUUCCCCUGUGGGCCCGAGGCCUCUGCUGACCAGGGAGGACUGGAGAGUAUUAUUGCUGUGGGUGAAGCUGUGGCUUUUGAAAUUACCCACAGGUGCCACGAGUUGUCUCAGGGACAAGAACCGCUAUUUAUUCAGAGCUCCGAUGGGCUGAUCUUGUCCCAUCUGGGUUCCCUAGUGUCUGGGCAGGAGGACCUCGUCCUGGUGGCUGGUGCGGAUGGGCCCGCCCUGCACACGGGCCCCCGGGAAGGGGCUUCCCCAGAAGGCCCAGAGGCAGAGGCCGCCCAGUGAAGUCGGACCGCGGUCCGGACGUGCGGGUAUUUUAGCUGGAGAAGGUCUACUUGAAGUAAUGUAUAUUUUUCUAUGGUGAAUACGGAUGCAAAUGAAAGUCUUAUUUAUAAAGAUAAUGUCUUUCUA